Molecule: messenger RNA, 747 nt
Organism: Papilio xuthus (Asian swallowtail)
Lineage: Eukaryota; Metazoa; Arthropoda; Insecta; Lepidoptera; Papilionidae
Exons: 2
Coding region: 46-747 (233 amino acids)
Source: RefSeq, a predicted model, not a curated record
AGAAGUGUCGCAGUUUUUAAACCUGCGCGAUUUAUUGCUACAGCAAUGAAACCACGUACGUGGCCUGCAGAAGAAAUAAAGUCUUUAAUUUUGUCUUAUGAAUCGCUGCCUGAACUAUGGCAAGUAUCAAACCCCGAUUAUAAAAAUAGGGUAAAGAAGUCAACGGCUGUAGAUAGUUUGGCGGAGCAAUUUAAUACAACUGCAUUUGAAAUAAAUAGAAAAUUGCACAAUUUACGAACGCAAUUUAAUAAUGAAUUAAGAAAACUAAGAAAGAAAGGCACAGAUGAAAAUUGUGGUAGCAAUUGGGAGUACUUCACAAGUUUAAAAUUUUUAAUGCCGAAUAUCAUACCAGGAAACGAUACACAGGGUGAUUUGAAUUCAUCUUUUACCAACAACAUUUUGGAAUCACCAGAAUCGACCAGCGUCAAUACAAAAUCCUCUCGACGGAUCUCUAAAAAACGGAAGAACGAAGACGAAUCUUUAGACCGAACGUUAAACGUAUCAGAUAAAUUAGAUGAUGCCGCCACUUUCGGUGAUUUUGUAGCUGCUGCGAUACGGAAUAUGAGGAGUGAUGCUCGUAAAAGAGAAUUAAAACGUAAAAUCCAACGAAUAAUUCUUGACAUUGAAGAAAAGGAUGAAGCUGAUCAGUAUUCAGUUGCUUCUGUUUCACCUGAGUCUUGUGCUUCAUCAAUUUUCAUCAAAAAUUCGCGAAAAUCCCGGCAAAGGCGUUUCGAUUCAUGGCAAUAG